AUGACAAUUUCCAUCAAAGAAUUGACCAACCAUUCCUACGUAGAUCAUCAAUUAUCGGCCACGCUAGACUCCACCGAAGCCUUCGAGGGCCCAGAAAAGCUGUUAGAGAUCUGGUUCUACUGUGACAAAAACCAUAUCCCAGCCAAUCCAAACGGCCAGAAAUUGACACUAAGAGACAUCCCGGUGGAAACCUGGAUCCAGAUCUUAAACUUAGUCAAGUGCGAGAUCCUUUCCAUUAAGGACACCCCAGUAAUGAAUGCGUUUCUGUUAAGUGAGUCCUCCCUCUUUGUGUACGACCACAGGUUGAUUUUGAAGACAUGCGGCACCACUACCACGUUGUUGUGUUUGCCUUAUCUGUUUGAAGUGCUCGAGAGGGAUCUCGGCUGGAGUUUCAGAUGUGGUAAAGACAAGUGUGGCGAUAAUAAGGAUAAAUUUGAACCUUACAAAGUAUUUUAUUCUCGUAGAGCAUUUAUGUUCCCAUCCAAACAGAAAUCGAUCCAUAAGAAUUGGGCAGACGAAGUGGAGUAUUUAAACAAUUUCUUUUGUAACGGGAAGGCGUAUGUAGUCGGGAGAUAUGAUAAAGGAAAGCAUUGGAAUCUCUUCGUAACGGAUACAAAAAAAGCAGAACAAAUGGGGAUUGUAAAGGAAGAAGAAGAUGAGACAUUAGAAAUAUUGAUGACUGGAUUGAAACCCUCGUGUGCAGAACAGUUUGUUUCGAACCGUACUAUAAAUAGUGAACAAGAAGUGUGUGAUAAGAAACCAGAAGAAGCUGCAGAUGACGAAGGCCAUUUGCUGGGUUCCAAUAUGACUGAACAGACAGGAUUAAACAAGAUAUACCAAUGCACGGAUAAAAGUGAUUCGUUUGUACACGAUGCAUUUGCGUUUUCACCAUGUGGUUAUUCAUCCAAUAUGAUUUUAGAUAAUGAAUAUUAUUAUACAUUACAUGUUACUCCGGAGAAAGGCUGGUCAUAUGCCUCGUUUGAGAGUAAUGUGCCGGUAACUUCGAUCUCUGAUGAUAGACAAGAUAACAUUGAAGUUUUAAACAAGGUUUUAAACGUGUUCCAACCAAAUGAGUUCUGUUUGACAUUUUUUGCGAAGUCAGAAAAGAACAUGAAUUUCCAAAAACUAUUGAAUAUAUCUAAGAUGAUUCCACACUAUCAAAAACAUGACAAGAUUAUAUACGAUUUAGAAGAUUACCAAUUAUUGUAUAUGAGAUUUGAACGUAAAGAUAAUUAG
Molecule: messenger RNA, 1236 nt
Organism: Arxiozyma heterogenica
Lineage: Eukaryota; Fungi; Ascomycota; Saccharomycetes; Saccharomycetales; Saccharomycetaceae
Gene: SPE2
Product: adenosylmethionine decarboxylase SPE2
Exons: 1
Coding region: 1-1236 (411 amino acids)
Biological process (GO): spermine biosynthetic process; spermidine biosynthetic process
Cellular component (GO): cytosol
Molecular function (GO): adenosylmethionine decarboxylase activity
Source: RefSeq, a predicted model, not a curated record